GGGAGGUGAUUUUCCCCCCUCUACUCUGCUCUUGUGAGGCCCCAUCUGGAGUACUGCGUCCAGAUCUGGGGCUCAUAAGGAAAAAUGUGGAGCUUUUGGAGUGGGUCCAGAGGAGAGCCUUGAUCAGAGGGCUGGAGCACCUCUCCUACGAAGAAAGGUUGAGAAGAAAAAAAAAAAAAAGAGCAUCAGACCGUUGAAGUGAACACCACCACAGACAACAGCCUCACUCGCACGCCUCUGCCCGAGCCGUAAUGGCGCCGGACCGGGCGGGGCUGCCCCGGGCUCUCACAUAACGGCGGGCAGGGCUGGACCGGGCACCUUUACGUAAGGCAGAGGCGGGACCAAGGCCGUGGUGGUGGCGGUAACACCAUGUCCUGGUACCGCAACGUCGUGUGGUUCGUGAAGGGGCUGCGGGAGUACACGAGGAGUGGUUACGAGUCUGCCUCCAAGCACUUCGAUCCGGCAGAUCUGGAGGUGGAUGUGGCUGGUAGAUCCUUUCUGAUCACUGGGUCCAACAGCGGCAUUGGCAAGGCUGCAGCCAAGGAGAUAGCACGGAGAGGUGGCACGGUUCACCUGGUUUGCCGCAAUAAGGAACGAGCUGAGGAUGCCAAAGGAGAAAUAGUGACAGAAACUGGCAAUCAGAAUAUCUUCUUGCAUAUUGUGGAUAUUUCUAACCCCAAAGAAAUCUGGAAGUUUGCUGAAAAGUUCAAAACUGAACAUAAAUUGAAUGUGUUGAUUAACAAUGCAGGGUGUAUGGUAAACAACAGAGAGGUAACUGAAAAUGGACUUGAAAAAAACUUUGCAACAAACACAUUGGGUACGUACGUUCUGACAACUGCCCUGCUGCCCCUCUUAGAAAAAGAAGCUGAUGCCAGAGUGGUAACCGUCUCUUCUGGGGGCAUGCUAGUUCAAAAACUAGACAUAUCUGACUUGCAGUCAGGAAGUGGGACGUUUGAUGGAACUAUGGUGUAUGCUCAAAACAAGAGACAGCAAGUUGUCUUGACAGAACAAUGGGCAAAAACUCACAGAAGCAUCCAUUUCUCUGUUAUGCACCCAGGCUGGGCAGACACUCCAGCUGUGAGGUCAUCUAUGCCAGACUUCUAUCAGAAGAUGAAGAACAGCCUGCGCACAGAGGCACAGGGAGCUGAUACUGUGGUGUGGUUGGCAGUAUCAUCUGAGGCAGCAAAGUUACCCAGCGGCCUCUUCUUCCAAGACAGGCAACCAGUCCCUACACACCUACCCUUAGCAAGAACCCACAGCCCACCAGGGGAUGAGGAGAAGCUAAUGGAGGUGCUGGAAGAAUUCUCCCAGAAGUUUAAAUCCACUUCUCCAGGAUCCCCUCAGUGCCACUGAAGAUCAUAGAGCAGAUCUUCCUGGAAAAUAUGCUAAGGCACAUGGAAGAGGAGGUGAUAUGGGAUAACCAGCAUGGCUUCACCAAGGGCACGUCCUGCCUGACCAACUUCGUUGCUUUUUAUGAUGGCGUUAACUGUGUCAGUAGACAAGGAAAGACCUACUGAUGUCAUCCGUGUGGACUUCGGUAAGGCCACACUCCCCCAUAACAGCUUUAUCUCCAGAUUGGAAAGAGACAGAGUCCUCUAUAACAUUCUUCUCUCCAAAGUACAUAAUUUGUCUUUGAGUGUUUGCUUGCAUGACUGAAGGCCAGUAUCACUUUUACUCAAACUGAAUGCCUCCUUUCAUCUCUAAUACUGCAAACUGUGGAUGUCCCAUCCCUGGAGGCAUUCAAGGCCAGGCUGGAUGUGGCUCAGGGAAGCCUGCUGGUUGGU
Messenger RNA from Phasianus colchicus (ring-necked pheasant), 1784 nucleotides. It is a transcript of the gene DHRS12, whose product is annotated as dehydrogenase/reductase 12. The record is from RefSeq and is a predicted model, not a curated record. NCBI's taxonomy places the organism in Eukaryota, Metazoa, Chordata, Aves, Galliformes, Phasianidae.